Molecule: messenger RNA, 4470 nt
Organism: Coccomyxa subellipsoidea C-169
Lineage: Eukaryota; Viridiplantae; Chlorophyta; Trebouxiophyceae; Coccomyxaceae
Exons: 22
Coding region: 87-4064 (1325 amino acids)
Biological process (GO): very long-chain fatty acid catabolic process; peroxisome organization; long-chain fatty acid import into peroxisome
Cellular component (GO): peroxisomal membrane
Molecular function (GO): ATP binding; long-chain fatty acid transmembrane transporter activity; ATP hydrolysis activity
Source: RefSeq, a predicted model, not a curated record
GUCAUGGAGUGGCAUCGAAGAUGAAACUUUGAAGAAUGUGAGGCAUGCCAGACGCCUUAGGGGCUCUCUGACAGAGCGAGGGCACGAUGGGAUCUGUUGUAGACCUCAAGAAGAAGGCCCAUCUCUUGGCCCACACUGCAUCAGUGCUGAACAGAAACCGUGGGGCAACUGUUGCAGCAGUUUUACUGAUUAGUGGUGGUUCCUAUUCCUAUUAUCUGAAGAUUCUUGCCAAUGCAGCAAGGAAGAGAAAGCACAAGUCUCAAACAGUUGUGAUUGGAAACAAUGCAAAGAAGAGUAAGAAGAAUGGGAAAUCGGGCGACUCUCUCAAGAAGCUGCUCAACUUUUUGCUGCCCAUCGCUGGCAAGCGCAUCCUUCUCCUGCUGGGCCUGGCAGUCGUCCGCACCGCCUUCUCCAACAGGCUUGCGAGAAUGCAGGGCUUCAUGUUCCGCGCAGCCUUCCUGCGGAAGGUCCCUCUCUUCAUCCGCAACUUCACAGAGAAUGUAGUCCUGUGCCUGGCGGCCGCGGCGAUAGAGUCGACCUCCAACCGCUUCCUCCAGCUGCUGAAGCUGGACUGGAGGAGCGUGCUCACCUCGCGCGUCCACAAGCAGUACUUUGACCAGAUGACGUACUACAAGCUGUCCUACGUGGACCGGCGGGUGACCAAUCCGGAGCAGCGCAUCUGCGAGGACAUCCCCAAGCUCUGCGACGGCCUGGGGGACCUGGUUGGAGAGUGGACCAAGUGCGCGGUCGACGCCGUGUUCUACUCGUGGGUGCUGCGCAGCUACACGCGCACCAACAAGUACACCGCUGUGAUCAUCGCGUAUGUCUUCGGCGCGGGGGCCAUGACCGUCUCCAUGUCGCCCAACUUUGGGCGGCUCUUCAAGCGCCAGGCCGACAAUGAGGGGUCGUACCGGCAGCUGCACGCACGGCUCCGGACGAACGCGGAGCCAGUGGCAUUCUAUGGGGGCAUUGAAAAGGAGGGCAACCUCAUAGUGAGCAAGUUCAAGGAGCUGGUCAGGCACCAGGUCAAGCUGCUCAACACCCAAUGGCGCUUUGCCAUGUGGCAGGACUUCCACACCAAGUACCUGGCGGCGACGAUGGCGGUGAUCCUGAUCAUCGGCCCCUUCUUCUCGGGGCACCUGCGGCCGGGGGAGACCACGCGCGGACGCGCCAGCAUGCUGGCCAACAUGCGCUACCACACGAGCGUUAUCAUCUCGCUCUUCACCGCACUCGGCACGCUGGCCGCCUCCUCGCGCAAGCUCAUGAAGCUGGGCGCCUACGCCGACCGCAUCCUCGAGCUUGAAAACACCGCCAAGGAGAUCUCCGCAGGCAUGAAUGCGGGGGAGCAGGCGAGCCGCGGCCGCAUCGAGGCAGCGGAUGACGAGAUCGCGUUUGAGAAUGCAAUGGUGGUCACUCCGGCGGACGCGACACUUGUUAAGGACCUGAACCUGCGGGUGCAGAGCGGCACCAACCUGUUAGUCACUGGGCCCAACGGCUCCGGCAAGUCCAGCCUGUUCAGAGUCCUCGGCGGCCUCUGGCCCCUCACUGCCGGCACGGUAAAGAAGCCUGGCGGCCCAGAGGGGGGCCUGGCGCAUGAGAUUUUCUACGUGCCGCAGAGGCCCUAUGUCACGCUGGGCACGCUGCAGGACCAACUCAUCUACCCUGUUGAGCGCCUAGUGAGCGAGGGGGAUGUGAUCCCCGAGGCAGAGCUGCGCGCGCUGCUGCGGGCGGUGGACUUGGAGUAUUUGGUGGAGAGGGAGGGGGGACUGGACGCCGUUGUAGACUGGGGCACCCAGCUCAGCCUGGGGGAGCAGCAGCGGCUGGGCAUGGCGCGGCUAUUCUAUCACCGCCCCAAAUUUGCCAUCCUCGACGAGUGCACCUCCGGCGUCACGGUGGACAUGGAGGAGCGGUUCUGCCAGAUGGUGAAGGAGCUGGGCUGCACGUGCGUGACCAUCAGCCACCGCCCGGCGCUCAUGGCCUUCCACGACAUCGUCCUCGCGCUCGACGGCGAGGGCGGCUGGUCCCUGCACCGCGGCGCCCGCGGCCUCUCCUCCGAAGAGGGCCACGCCAAGCCAGGUGCCGCAUUGCGGAGCGGCGGGGGCGGCAACUCGCGCGGCACGGACGCGGCGGAGUGCCUGGAGGGGCUGCAGAGCGGGCUGCCGCAAAAGGCGGCGGCUGCCGGAGGUAACAUCAUCGCGCGCGCGCCGGCCUUCGACCCGGCGCGCGAUCUGGCGAUCGUGCCGCCAAACCUGGCGCUGCAGCCGGCGCGGCUGAGCACGUGGGCGCGCUGGCGCACCGUGCUGCGCGAGCUGCUCGGCCGCGGCCGCGGCGCCUCCGGCCAGCUCAGCGCCAUCCUGGUGGUGGUGUCGCUGCGGUCGUUGCUGCAGGACCGCAUGGCUGCGCUGAAUGGGCGCACGGUUGAGUACGUGCUCAAGCAGGACAAGGCCGCCUUCGUGCGCCUCAUUGGCCUCUCCGUCGCACAGGCGCUGGCGUCGGCGAUCUUGGCUCCGUCGCUGCGGCACGUGGCGGACUCGCUGGCGCUGCACUGGCGCAAGCAGCUGACGGCCGUGACUCACAAGCGCUACCUCCAGCGCAUCAAUUUCUACACCGUCUCCAACCUCGCCGGCAUGCAGGACGUGGACCAGCGGCUGACGCGUGACGUGGAGCGAUUAUGUGAUGACCUGUCGGCACUCAUUCCCAGCCUGGUCAAGCCAGUGGUGGACAUCGCCUGGUUCAGCGUGCAGCUCUACCAGCUGACCGGCCGCCGCGGAAUGGCCAUCCUCUACCUCUACGCCUUCCUCGGCUUUGGCGCCCUCUCCGCCGUCACCCCGGACUUUGGCGGCCUCGCCCGCAAGGAGUACUUCCUGGAGGGCGCGUUCCGCAACAUCCACACGCGGCUGCGCACGCACGCGGAGAGCGUGGCCUUCUUCGGCGGGGGCGCGCGCGAAGGGUCCACAAUCGCCACCGUCUUUGACAGCCUGCUCGCCCACCUGCGCUCAGUCGUCGACGUCAGGUGGCUGUACUCUGUGGCGGAUGAUUUCUUCACAAAGCAGCUACCGCACAAUGUCACCUGGGGCCUCACUGUGCUGUAUGCGCUGGACGCCUCCAAGGACCUUAACGACCUGGCUGCACAGGGGCAGCUGGUGAAUGACAUGCGCUACCUGGCGUCCGUAGUGACGCAGUGCUUCACCGCCUUUGGCGAGCUGCUGGCACUCAAUAAGCGCUUCGCUGAGCUCAGCGGCGGAAUCACCAGGGUGUCGGAGAUGUUGGAGGUGGUGCAGAAGGCGGACCGGCUGCACGUGGAGGAGAACCUGGAGCGCUCCAUGAGCGCCAGCCCCGCCUCGGAAAACCAGUCCAUCAUCCAGUUCAAGGACGUGGACGUGGUGACCCCGAAUGGCAAGCUGCUGGCGCGGCGGCUGAGCCUGCUGGUGCAGCAGGGGCACAGCGUGCUGGUCACGGGCCCCAACGGCUCGGGCAAGAGCAGCCUCUUCCGCAUCCUGGGCGGCCUCUGGCCCCUGACGGCCGGCGCCAUCCGCCGCCCCGGCUCUGCCGACGUGGCCGCCUCGCGCCACAUCUUCUACGUGCCGCAGAAGCCCUACACCACCAUCGGAACCCUGCGCGAGCAGGUGGUCUACCCGCUGAGUGUGGCGGAGGCGGUGGCGAUGGAGGGCGAGGGCAGCGAUGCAAUAGAAGCGGCCGCGAUCCUUGACGCUCGGUUGGACGCUCUGAUGGGCGUGGUGCGGCUGCAGUACCUGGUCGCGCGCGAGGGCGGCUGGGGCGCCGUAGCAGAGUGGGGCGAGACCCUCUCCCUCGGCGAGCAGCAGCGGCUGGGCAUGGCGCGGCUGUUCUUCCAGAACCCCAAGUUUGGCGUGCUUGACGAGUGCACCAACGCUACCAGCGUAGACGUCGAGGAGCAUCUGUACAGGCAUGCUGCGGAGCUGGGCAUCACCCUGAUAACGAUAACACAGAGGGCGGCGCUGCUCAAGUACCACUCAGUUGAGCUGCGCCUGAUUGAUGGCGAGGGGGACUGGCAGCUGCGCACCAUUGUGCCCGAGGACAGCUGAGCAUCGGCCGUUGCAGCUGUUGCAACGCAGCAAAGCAGUCUGUCCUGUAUUCUGUAACAUUGCAGACUCUUAUGCCAGGCAGUGACACUGCAGUGUCUCAGUGUCUAUUGUGGUGCUUCUGGUAGCAGCGCUGGGAGCAGCCUGAAUGUAUGAUAUCUGUUUGCGUGCAUGCAGCUGAUUUGUGGCCACCCUAGAAGGCUCAGUUGCUUCGGCUUCCUAUGUGGAAAACUUAGCUGUGGUGAGGGCGUUUGGGACAUGGUAUAUAUGCGUGAGGCAGUUGUGCAACUGAGUAAGCAAUCCAGCGGAUCGAACCUGAGGAUGUUGUAGAUUGAAUCAAGCCAUUGCAUCUGCCAUUACUAAUUAUUGCAAGACCUUUCUAAGCAAUACAAAUUGGCGACUGCCAAAA